Hippopotamus amphibius kiboko is the source of this 2335-nucleotide messenger RNA. It is a transcript of the gene PPP1R16A, whose product is annotated as protein phosphatase 1 regulatory subunit 16A. Gene Ontology annotation, cellular component: cytoplasm. Gene Ontology annotation, molecular function: enzyme inhibitor activity; protein binding; phosphatase regulator activity. Lineage: Eukaryota; Metazoa; Chordata; Mammalia; Artiodactyla; Hippopotamidae. The transcript is spliced from 10 exons. The record is from RefSeq and is a predicted model, not a curated record. The coding region runs from base 565 to 2139 and encodes 524 amino acids.
ACCCCCGGGAGGCUGGGGUGGGGGGGAGGGGAGGCCCGGCCACGGCUGCUCCCAGACCCAAGCCGGUCUCCUUAGGCCUGGAAGGUGAGAGGGGCCUUUAGGGCUCCCAGGAGCCUCUGUCCCUUGCCCUGGCCGCCCCUCCCCCUUGGCAAGGUGCCAGGGAGCUGCAGCUUUGUUAUCUGGGUAAUUUAGCUUCAGACCCUGGACUGAGGCUGGCCAGGUCCCGGGUUGCUUCCCACAGGGUGUGCACCCUGACCCCGCGAGGGAGGGAGGCCUUGUCCAUCGAGUGGCCGAGGUGCUAGGGCCCUGGGAGGCAGGUGGCAGGUGCCCUCCCCCACUGCCCUUUCUGCCUAGGGCCUGUGCGCCUCACAGCUGCCCGGGCCUGGUCACCGCGUGGCGCCUGCUGACCCAGCCUUGCCAGGGGCACAGGACACCGCGCCUUGGGGAGGGGAUGCCCCCCCAGGGAGCCAGUCCAGCCAGCUGCCCUGCCUCUCAGGCCCACCCUGGCCCCCGCGCCUGCCCGUCUGGUACCCCCAGCAGCCCCCUUGGCAGGCCGCCCCCGCCAUGGCCGAGCACCUGGAGCUGCUGGCAGAGAUGCCCGCGGUGAGCAGGCUGAGCGUGCAGGAGCGGCUGAAGCACGCCCAGAGGCGCCGGGCCCAGCAGGUGAAGACGUGGGCCCAGGCUGAGAAGGAGGCCCAGGGCAGGGGGUGCCCGCGGGGGCCGUCGCAGAAGGAGGCGGCCGGCAGCAGGCCGCAGAAGCGGGUCCUCUUCCCUCCCAGCGUUGCCCUGCUAGAGGCGGCUGCCCGCAACGACCUGGAGGAAGUCCGCCAGUUCCUCGAAAAUGGGGUCAGCCCUGACCUGGCCAAUGAGGAUGGCCUGACCGCCCUGCAUCAGAGCUGCAUCGAUGACUUCCGGGAGAUGGUGCAGCAGCUCCUGGAGGCUGGGGCCAAGGUCAAUGCCCGUGACAUUGAGUGCUGGACACCCUUGCAUGCUGCGGCCACCUGCGGCCACCUGCACCUGGUGGAGCUGCUCAUUGCUCGCGGUGCUGACCUCCUGGCGGUCAACACUGAUGGCAACAUGCCCUACGACCUGUGUGAGGACGAGCAGACGCUGGACUGCCUGGAGACGGCCAUGGCCAGCCGUGGCAUCACCCAGCACAGCAUCGAGCGGGCCCGGGCCUUGCCGGAGCAGCACAUGCUGGAGGACAUCCGGAGCCUGCUGCAGGCAGGGGCCGACCUCGACGCCCCCCGGGACCACGGGGCCACGCUGCUGCACAUCGCCGCGGCCAGUGGGUUUGGGGAGGCGGCUGCCCUGCUGCUGGAACACCGGGCCAGCCUGAGCACCAAGGACCGGGACGGCUGGGAACCGCUGCACGCGGCGGCCUACUGGGGCCAGGUGCACCUGGUGGAGCUGCUUGUGGCACACGGGGCCGACUUGAACAGCAAAUCCUUGAUGGACGAGACACCGCUCGACGUGUGCGGGGACGAGGAGGUGCGGGCCAAGCUGCUGGAGCUGAAGCACAAGCAGGACGCGCUUCUGCGCGCCCAGGGCCGCCAUCGGUCUCUCCUGCGCCGACGCACCUCUAGUGCUGGCAGCCGGGGGAAGGUGGUGCGGCGGGCGAGCCUGACCCAGCGCACCAGCCUGUACCGCAAGGAGCACGCCCAGGAGGCCAUCGUGUGGCAGCAGCCCCCGCCCGCCAGCCCGGAGCCCCCCGAGGAGGAUGAGGACCGCCCGACAGACGUGGAGCUCCAGCCGCUGCCCCUCGAAGAGGAGAGCCCCGAGGUGGCCAGGCCACACAACGGCCGAGUGGGGGCCCCCCCCGGGCGGCACCUGUACUCCAAGCGGCUGGACCGGAGCAUCUCCUACCAGCUGAGCCCCCCGGAGAGCAGCCCCGACGCCCUGGUCCGGGCCAAGGCCCACCACACCCUGGCGGAGCUCAAGCGCCAGCGGGCUGCCGCCAAGCUGCAGCGACCCCCACCUGAGGGGCCCGACGCGGCUGAGUCUGAACUGCCUGUGGACACCGAGACCCCCCAGCUGGAGUGUGGCUCCGGGGCGGGUGGAGACCCACCGCUGCUCAAACUCACGGCCCCCUCUGAGGAGGCCCCCACGGAGAAGAGGCCAUGCUGUGUACUCAUGUGAGGGGCUGGUGCGUGGCGUGGCCGAGGCCCCCUGCCAGGCCCCGGCCUCUAGUCUGCACACCCAGACGCGUGUCCCAGGCUAGGCUGCUAGCUUCCUCCCUCAGGGACAGCCCUGUGGCAGAAGCUGUACCCGGGAGGCACUGGGCCGCAGAGACCUCAUUUCAUUCUGUGACUCGAUAAAGGGCCAUUCUGCCACC